Molecule: messenger RNA, 927 nt
Organism: Chelonoidis abingdonii (Abingdon island giant tortoise)
Lineage: Eukaryota; Metazoa; Chordata; Testudines; Testudinidae
Source: RefSeq, a predicted model, not a curated record
AUGGCGAUGCGUUUCCGUAUCUGUCAUGGCUAUUGCGGGGGAUCCAAGACCACAGUGGUCACAUGUGGCUCGUCAGGGACCAGUCCAUCCUCUAGGCCGAAUGCUCACUAUGGGGAUCCUCUCGUUCCCGCGAUGGGUAGAACCUUCAAAGCCUUAGCAUCCUGCUCGUUGCAUACCUGUCUUGGAGACAGCUUCCUCAUCGCCAUUACAUCAGCCAGACGAGUCUCCAGCUCAGGGCUCUUACUGGUUCCACCAUGCACUAUUUCCCAAGACGAGGAGACAGAAAUAAAGGCCAAGCAGCUGGAAGAGAAAGACAGAGAACUGAAGAAGCACGAUGCAUACUACAAAGAGCAGCUGGCUCGACUGGAAGAGAGGAGUGCACAGUUCUACAAAGUAACCACGGAGCAAUACCAACAAGCUGUCAAAGAGGUGGAAGCUAAGUUCAAGCGAUAUGAGUCUCAUCCAAUCUGUGCUGAUCUGCAGAGUAAGAUUCUCCAAUGUUAUCAGCAAAACUCCCAUGAGACCCUCAGCUGCUCUGCACUGGCCAGCCAAUACUUUCAUUGCGUCAAUCAUGCCAAACAGAGCAAGCAGGAAGCUCCUGGGAGCAGCUCCAAGGCAGAGGGAAGGAGCAGCACGUGGCAGUGUGGGGAAGGACAGCUGAAUUGCCUGAUGCAGGAUGUGCUGGUGGAGCUUGACAGGUCCCUGAUGUGAGGCUAGAACGAACAUCAGUGCAGCCUGUGAACUCUUGAUAAUGGAGCACUUGAGGUAGCCACACAGCAUGAAACUUCAAUGCUGUUACAUCUGUGUGGCCUGAUGGUGCAUGGAAAAUGACCUGUGGAGCACGUGGUCAGCGUGACAUGUUCAGAGCUAGCAAGGCUAUUUUGAUCCCUGCCUCUCAGGCCCCAGGAAAUUGGGGGGCAGGGGGUU